AAACGGUUCUUCGUUUACGUCGAUGGACGGGACGCUGGCGAAUCCAGGAAGUGUAGCGAGCGCCAUACUGGCGAACCGAGACAGCAUCCUCUACGUGCACGGUUACAUGGAGAACACGGAAGCGGACAACGUUCAGAUAAUAAUUAGAGCCUAUCUGGACAGGGGGGACGUGAACGUUAUCCUGCUCGAUUGGGGGGACGUAACAAUCGACAUUAACUACGUCUACGUGGCCAGCCAGGUGCCGGCGAUCGGCAAAGCGGUCGCUGAAUUCCUCGAGAAGCUCUUCACUUUCGACGCUAUCGAUUUGAACACGUUCCACGUGAUCGGACACUCGCUCGGCGCCCACGUGGCUGGUCACAUAGGAAGAUUCCUCAACGGCACCCUUAAUCGAAUAACCGAUUUUGUGCAUGACGUGGAAGAAUUAUGCAGCCACCAAAGGUCCGUGAAGAUCUGGGCUGAGGCUCUGAAGAAUCCUAAAUCAUUCCCAGGACACAAGUGCUUCGAGAACAUAAUCGAGUACAAGAAAGACAGCGAGGAGGUGUAUUUCGGAGACGCCACGCCGUCUAAUCUUUACGGUGCUUACUGUUUCUCUACCAACAGCCAUUCACCGUUCGGCAAAGGGCCUUGACAUUUUCAAAUAUCAUCACCAGUCGAUAAAAAUAUGAAAGUGCGAUAGUUACCUUAGCUAACGCGUACAAUGUACCUAUAUACGUCCAUGUAUUCCUUUAAUUACCCUCGUCAGAAAGUGUCUUGUAAUAUUAAAUAAAUAAUAUAAAAAACAAUAAAAUAAAUUCUA
Molecule: messenger RNA, 796 nt
Organism: Ceratina calcarata
Lineage: Eukaryota; Metazoa; Arthropoda; Insecta; Hymenoptera; Apidae
Product: pancreatic triacylglycerol lipase-like
Exons: 4
Biological process (GO): lipid catabolic process
Molecular function (GO): serine hydrolase activity; lipase activity
Source: RefSeq, a predicted model, not a curated record